AUGCGUACCUACGACGAUACCUUCUCCGGCGAGAAGAUCUACCCUGGCAAGGGCAAGCUCUACGUCCGUGGAGACAGCAAGAUCUUCCGAUUCCAAAAUGGAAAGACCGAAUCCCUCUUCCUGCAACGCAAGAACCCCCGCCGUAUCGCAUGGACUGUUCUAUUCCGAAGACAGCACAAGAAGGGUAUCUCCGAGGAAGUAGCAAAGAAGCGCUCCCGCCGCACCGUCAAGUCCCAACGAGCCAUCGUCGGCGCCUCACUCGAUGUGAUCAAGGAACGCCGUAGCAUGCGCCCCGAAGCCCGCUCCGCGGCACGUCAAGCAGCGAUCAAGGAGGGCAAGGAGAAGCGGGCCGCAGCCCAGAGCGUUAAGAAGGCCGAGAAGGCGAAGAGCGCUGCGGGUGCCGCGAAGGGUCAGACUGCGAGGGUUACCAGCAAGCAGGGUGCCAAGGGUGCGCCGAAGAAGGUCCAGGCUACGAGCCGUUAA
Messenger RNA from Lachnellula hyalina, 483 nucleotides. It is a transcript of the gene rpl-24, whose product is annotated as 60S ribosomal protein. Gene Ontology annotation, cellular component: cytosolic large ribosomal subunit. Bases 1 to 483 code for a protein of 160 amino acids. Gene Ontology annotation, biological process: cytoplasmic translation. Lineage: Eukaryota; Fungi; Ascomycota; Leotiomycetes; Helotiales; Lachnaceae. The record is from RefSeq and is a predicted model, not a curated record. Gene Ontology annotation, molecular function: mRNA binding; structural constituent of ribosome. The transcript has 3 exons.